Molecule: messenger RNA, 2065 nt
Organism: Osmerus eperlanus (European smelt)
Lineage: Eukaryota; Metazoa; Chordata; Actinopteri; Osmeriformes; Osmeridae
Product: olfactory receptor 13D1-like
Exons: 2
Coding region: 235-1266 (343 amino acids)
Biological process (GO): G protein-coupled receptor signaling pathway; detection of chemical stimulus involved in sensory perception of smell
Cellular component (GO): membrane
Molecular function (GO): G protein-coupled receptor activity; odorant binding; olfactory receptor activity
Source: RefSeq, a predicted model, not a curated record
UGAAAUAUGCAACAACUGGCAUGUGCUGUUGGUUGAUAAGGAAGGUGGAGAAAAGCGAGCGAGCGAAGGUCUACACUACGAGACAAUUUGGAUGCGCAAACAUUGAUGAGAUGACCCUCUGCUGUUGAACUGUUUCCCUAAACUCGAGUCUGAUUGUCUGUGGGAAACGAUGGACAUCGCUGUGACCACGCUGACUUAACUCCAAAACAACAGUUAGGGCCUAACAGUAGAAUAAUGUUGAUAAAUAACGGGACUCAUUUUCAAGCAUACGACUUCACUUAUGUCCGCUUUUGUGUGUCUACGGUGUCGUUCUCAAUUUUGGCGUCUUUCAACAUCAUCAUAAACUGGACUAUAGUGCGCGAAGAGAGACUCCGGAGCCAUGCACGUUUUGUCCUCGUGUUUCACCUAUUGGUAUCCGCGCUGGUAUACUUUGGAAUGUCCAGCGUUUUCUAUCUUCAGAUCUACAUGGGAUCGAAGCCAGCUGUGACCACCUGUAUGGCUAUGAUAACUGUACUAAUCGCGAGCGCAUCGAACAUCCUCAUCACGCUGACAGCGAUGGCGCUGGACCGUUACUUUGCAGUAUGCCACCCGAUGAGGUACAGCCCGGUUUGUUGUGGUCGCCAGUGGCCCUGGCUCGUGGGACUUCUAACAUGGGGGCUCGCUCUUGUUAUCCCUCUCUGUUUGAUCCUGACGGAGAAGCAUGCCACCGAACGCAAUGAGGAGUGUGGACGGGAACGGCUAAUUAGAGGAGAGCUACAAAAGAUAGUGCUGAUUUCUGUAUCUGCAGGGCUUAUAUUGUACAGUUACGUGAGGAUAUUGGUGGAGGGACAACGGUUGGGUGUGCUGAAUCGACGGAACCGGGUCGGCUGCAGGACUAUCGCCUUGCACAGCACCCAGCUAGCCGUGUAUAUACUACCUAACUUUGUGAAUUUUGGAUUGGCCCAGUUUAUGAAGAAUGGUUAUUUUCAGCCGGGGACCAAAGAGCUGUCUGCGGUAGUGGUCUUUGCUUUCUUUAGCUUGGCACAAUGCGUCGCGCCCAUUGUGUACGGUUUGCGCAAAGAGGAACUGUUGGAGCAGGUGCAUUACCGUUUCCCAGUCUGUUCCCGCCAUCUGAAAAGCGUCCUUGGGUGGACAGUGCGUGCCACGCGGACACCCACGCAGCCCAUACCACGUGAGAGGUCAUUGACUGCCCACACCAUCCUGUCUCUGGAGAUGCUGGAGAGCCCAGCUGAGGAGAGAGCGAACCCACUGCUAGAUGAUCCAUGAUUGGACCCCACCGCUACUUGACCUUUGAUCCAUAGGAGUAAGUGUACAGAAUAGACUAAACUGUUGCUGACAUCCUCAGCAGACGGUCAAAUCUGUGUUUGUACACACUGGGAAGCAUGUUACUCAGAAGAACCAGUCCUCUAUGCUGAUGGAGACUCUAGGACUUUUAAUGUAUUUUAUAACAGACUCUUCGGCAGGGAAAUAUAGCAAGUGAAAGAGCAGGGCUGCAGUCACAAGACUGCCGAUUGGUCGGAGCAUCCGCAACGAACUAAAUAAACAUUCCAGAACAUUUGAUGUAAUCCCGGAAAAUCUGAAUAUUCUUUGUAACCUUUGACAACUACCUCUGUGAAGACGAUCAAUUGUAAAAAAAAAAAAAAAACCUUUAUAAGCUGUUCAUCAUGAAUCUAAAUGUGAUGCUGUUGUGGUAUAGUAAAGGCUGCAGUAGCCUACAGCAGGUGUACUUGUUUCACACAAUGUAUGUUAAGAGGGGAUAUUUUCAACAGUAAACCACAACUUUUUGUGACCGCUAUAACAGCAGUUGCUCAACGGUGUGUACACACACACACAAACCACACGCAGACACAAACGUCUCCAAUCAGCAUUUACACAGGAAGCGAGAAUGUUUGAUAUCUUUACACAACAUAACCAGUCAAUGCCUGCCUGGUUUGAAAAUAGUUGAGAUAGGCAACUUUGGAAAAGAGUGCGCCCAAAUACACACCGACAGUAUAACUUCCUUAUCUUAUGUGUAUUGAACACCACAUUCUCACACCAUUUGAAUUGAACAAGAGUACAUGCAUUU